GGGAACGUCCUUGUCACAGAUACUUGAGUCAUAAAGACGCGUGUUUGUAAGGGUUAUAGUGUAGUUGUGUGUUGUAUUAAAUAUUUGAAAUGUGUGGUCAGUGUCGCUACUGAUUUUUACGAAAUAUUAACUGUGAAAAGUGUUGCAACUUGUUUAUUUCAGUAUCAUAGUCCGUAUAUGGAUUAUUUACUGAAAUACCCAUGGUCAUAAAAUGAGUGAGGAUAAUCAAGAAAACAGAGGGGAACAAGAAGUAAAUAUCUUGGCGGAAAUCCUAGAUAAUUCAGCUGAUGUUUUUGAGGAUUUAGCUAAAGAAAUUGGUUCAGAGGAUAUUAUUGGCAUCAAGAAAGAGUCCUCUGCUGCAGCAGACAGCAAGCUAGCAGGUUUGACCAAAAGAAAGGUGAAGAGUGGAAAGGUUGCCAAGAAAUCAAGUCUAAAAGGGAGUAAUUCUAAGAAAAUCAAGAGCUCACUGCGGGAGGUGGCUGGAGCUCGGGUAAAGUCUAGAUUAAAGGAAAUAAAAAGAGCUCGUGGUGGUCCUUCAGAUAAAAAUAGUGACGAAGUUAACAGCAAAUCUGUUGAAGAGAAACUGGUAGCUGGCGCAGAACGAAAGUCCAGACCUGAAUUGCAGUCUAAUGAAUCCAGUACAAAACGGGAAGUGAAAGUUGAAGACCAGAAAUCUGGGCUCGACAUAGAGAAACACAGUGAUUUGGAAAACUCACGUAAGGGGCCAGACACAGUUCCUGAUUCUUGUCAAAAGGGUUACACCAGCCAGGAGUUGCAAAAGACAGAGAACGUGGCAACACCAGUUGUGGCAACGGUAACUCCAGGGGUGUCCGUGAAUAAGGAAGCAUCAGGGAGUGAAGACGUAGACGGAGGUGACAACGUUCACCUUCGAUUGAUGGAAGAAAAUAUUAUGGGCGAUGAGCUCAAAGAUGCUGAAGAAGUUAAUGAAUAUGACACUCGCAGUGAAGUGAGUUCAUCAUCUUCUGAUAGUUCAAGUAUGAGCAGAAUGAGUUCAUCUAGUUCUGAGUCUGAUCAUGAACCAGAAACAAAUUCAUCUCAGAAGGACAGGGGAUCAGUCAAAUGCAGGCGAGAAGUCUCUCGUGAAAGGAGAAGUCCUGUCCAUAGUCACAGUUCCAAGAGAUCCAAGACUGGGAGAAAGGUGAAAUCUUAUGAUUACAUAACAAAGCUUAAUUAUUUGUUUCGUGAUGCACGCUUUUUUGUAAUCAAAAGCAAUAAUGCUGAGAAUGUAACAUUGUCUAAAGCGAAAGGAGUGUGGUCUACUCCUCCGCAGAAUGAGGCAAAGUUAAACCAGGCAUUUAGGGAAUCGCGCAAUGUGCUGUUGAUUUUCUCUGUGAAAGAGAGUGGAAAAUUUGCAGGAGUGGCACGCCUGGAUUGCGAAUCUCGGAGAGAUGUGCCACCCAUCUCUUGGGUUCUACCACCUGGUCUUUCUGCCAAAGCACUGGGAGGUGUCUUUAAAGUUGACUGGGUUUGCAGGAAAGAAUUACCAUUUAACAAGACUCAACACCUGUACAAUCCAUGGAAUGAAGGAAAACCUGUUAAAAUUGGCAGAGAUGGCCAGGAAAUAGAGCCACGAGUAGCAGAGGAGCUGUGUCGUCUGUUCCCAGUGGAUGAAGGGAUAGACAUGACUCCUAUCCUGCGUAAGUCAAAGGAAGCUGCAAGAAUUGUGAGACCCCGCUUAUCCCGUUCAGUACGAUGUCGAGAGGUUCUUCCGUCACUGCCACACAUUCGACCAUUGCCUAGAUCAUUUGGUACACCAGGACGUGCUGGUCACAACAACAACAACCACAUAUCUGGGAGCAGGGGAAGGCGACGCAGAUACAUGGAUGAUGAGUAUGAUCCUCGCCCGAAAAGGAGUAGAGGUCCAACAAUGUAUAUGGCAAACUUAUUCAAAGAAGGGAGACGAGAAAGAUCACCAGUCAGGUUUCCACUUCCCCGUGACAGCAGAUCCUUCAACGGGGUUCAGAACUACACAGACUUCAUGCGAGAGUUGCAUUCCCGAGGAGCCCCCCCUCUAACAGCCAUGCCUUACCCACCUCCUCCCCCAUUUGUGGACCCUUUACCACCACCACCUCGGUACUAUGAGGGUCCACCGUUACCUGAAUAUCCGUCCACAAUAAGGUCAUCUCGUUCUGACAAACGAUCUUAUGACCGUUCAGUGGAGGAGUUUCUGCGAAGAACGACAGAAAGACGUGAUCGCGAUAGAGACAGAGAUCGUCGCUACAGAGACAGACGUUGAUCUGCUCAGGGUAUUGUAGAAAGCGUAUUACUCAAGACUGAAUUUAAGGCCAACUAUAUUCAAUGAAUCCCAGAAAGAAGACAAUGUGAGAUAGUAAACUAUGACCAUAUGCUGGAUUGGUACGCACAGCAUGAAAUAGAACUCUGUUUCCUGAAUUUAAUUGUGGUAUGUGUAAUUAUCAUAUAUCUUAGUAUAAUUUUCACGUGAUGUCACUACAAUUCAGUCAAUUGAAUAUGAGUGUUACUAGCCUUGAUUUGUCUGCAGUUGCUUGAAAAACAGAUUGUAUAGUUAGAAGCUUCUAGUACUUGAAAACCAUAAUGUAAGAAUAAUCAUGUAUAAUUUUAAAUGAGUACAACAUACAACACAUUAUACAGCAACUUUUCUUCAAGAGAUUUGUUGUGAUUUUUUUUCCCCCUAUAACAAAAGCAGUGCCAUUAUUUAUUCUUGGCAGUUAAAUAUGCUGAAAAUGGUAAAGAACUGAGGCUAUGUAAGAUUUGAGGUUUUCACA
Zootermopsis nevadensis is the source of this 2765-nucleotide messenger RNA. RefSeq lists its product as uncharacterized. Gene Ontology annotation, cellular component: nucleoplasm. The record is from RefSeq and is a predicted model, not a curated record. Gene Ontology annotation, molecular function: mRNA binding; N6-methyladenosine-containing RNA reader activity. NCBI's taxonomy places the organism in Eukaryota, Metazoa, Arthropoda, Insecta, Blattodea, Termopsidae. Gene Ontology annotation, biological process: mRNA splicing, via spliceosome; regulation of alternative mRNA splicing, via spliceosome.